Messenger RNA from Monomorium pharaonis (pharaoh ant), 1837 nucleotides. RefSeq names its product RNA polymerase II-associated protein 3 (gene spag). The record is from RefSeq and is a predicted model, not a curated record. Bases 104 to 1729 code for a protein of 541 amino acids. The transcript has 8 exons. Gene Ontology annotation, molecular function: protein binding. NCBI's taxonomy places the organism in Eukaryota, Metazoa, Arthropoda, Insecta, Hymenoptera, Formicidae.
CGAAGAAUGAGAUAACCUAACCUAACCACAUUUUUUGUUGUCAGCAUUGGCGAGCGAAACGUGAUAUCAAAUAUUAUUACUAUUUUGCGAAUUUCUGUUUAUCAUGGAACUUGAUAAUUCUAUAUUAAUGCAAAAGCAGGUGCGGGAUAAUUCGGAGGAUUUGCAGAGAGAAUUUCUGGACUUGACGAAUUGGGAGGAACAAAUGAAACGGAAGGAGCAAGAGAUACUAAGUGAACUUAAUGGACAGGAAAUUAUUCCACCUGUCCGAAGUAAGAAUAAGAAAAAAUGUGUAGUAAAAGAAAAUAAAACGUCUAAAAGUUCUAAACGAAUAAAAUCGUAUGACUACACAUCAUGGGAUAAAUUUGACGUUGAGAAAGCCUGCAAGGUAUUAGACAAUGAAGAAGAGUCCGAUGAGUCUGCAGAAGAAUCCUUGUCCAAGGAAGAAUUAGAGAAGAAUCAUAACAAAGCGAUAGAGUACAAGCAGCAAGGCAAUGAUUUCGUGAAGCAAAAAAAAUGGGACAAAGCAAUUGCUUCGUACAGCGAGGCAAUAAAAAUUUUUCCUUAUGACCCUAUAUUUUAUGCUAAUCGUGCGCUUUGUUAUUUAAAGCAAGACAACUUAUAUUCAGCAGAAGCAGACUGCUCAUCUGCAAUACAAUUGGAUGAAACUUAUGUAAAGGCUUAUCACAGACGAGUGACAGCUAGACUAGGAUUAAAGCAGUACAAAGAGGCAAUGGAAGAUGUAAAGAAAAUUGCAGAUUUGGAACCAUGCACGAAAGAAACCGAAAUUUUGCUUAAUCAAGUUAAAAAGCAGUUUGGAAAUUCAUUUAUGUCUGAAAAAGACAUAUGUACAACUGUAUCUGAUAGUGAAAAAAUGAAUCAAAAUAUAAUUGACAAAGAGGAUAAAAAUAAUAAAGAUAAAAAAGAAGAUAAUAAAGAGCAUGAAAAUGAUAAGGAUAAAAAUAAUAAAAAGAAAGAUAAAGAUAAUAAAGAGGAUAAAGAUAAAAAGCAGGAGAAAAAUAAUGAAAACUCAACUCUUUAUAACGAUAAUCUUGUAGAACCAAUAGCCACAAGUGUAAUAGAAUCAAAAAAGGAUCAAUGCAUUCCAGAUUGGCUACCAGAAAAAGAUAAUGUUGAAAUUGUACAACCUAUUGACAAACCUCCCCACCUGCGUUCAAAGGAACCAUUAAAGAGGAUACCUGUACAACAGGCAGAUUUAACUAAACCUCUUAAAAAGGAGAUGAUAGCAACAUCUAGUAAACUUCAACAGGUAGAAUUAUCAGAUAUACAUUCAGAUAAUCUUACCAAAAAAGAGGGAAACACUGCAAUAUGUAAAUUGGAAGAAAACUUCAGUUGCAUAGAAAUACCUUGUGUCCCGACAAAUGCAGUGCAGUUUCUAGUAAAUUGGAAGAAAUAUCCUUCGUUUGAUUUUCGAUACAGAUAUUUAAAACAAAUACCAUCAAGUAGCCUGCCAAAAAUAUUUCAAGAUUCAAUGGAAAGUAAUAUUUUUAGUGAGAUCUUAACAACACUGAAGACAGAAUUUAUGAGACGGAAUGAACCUAUAUUUUCCUAUUUAAAAGAUCUUAGGAAUGUUAAGAGGUUUAGAGCAUUUAUUAUGUUCAUCAAUAACUCAGAAAAGGAAGAUCUGAAGCUUAUGUUCUCAUAUUGUAAUAAAUUUGAAAAGAUAUCUGAGAAAGAAAUUGUAAAUUUACAGAAUGCAUAUGAAAUUUAACAAGUAAAAUUUUUAUAAGAAAACAUUACUUAAUGUAAGGUAAGCUUAAAUAUUAUAACAAACAAAAAUAAUUUUUGUCAAGUAAAUAAAAUCUUUUUUUUUGUUUAA